UGAAGGAUACGUACGGUUAAGCGGAAAAUGGAAGUUUAUGGAUAUUAAGCUCAAAACAAAAAAAUCCCCCGUCGGAGUGUGAGAGUGUAAUAGAGAGAAAAAACACAUAGGGAAGAGAAAGAGAAUAGUGUCCGUGUGUGUGAGUGUGUGCAUUCGCUGAGAGAAGGAGUAAAAGUGCAUUUGCAACAACCACAAUAACAAUAUGAGAACAGGGAGUGCAUUCAGUGUUACACAUACAGAAUAAGAACCCGCUAACGGUGUGGCGCUUCAAAGGGAGACUCUCUCUCCCAACGAAAGUUUAAAUACAUAGGAAACGCAGAAAAAAUAUUAAACAAAUAAGGAUAGCGAAGAAAAGGCGCGCGCGAGAUAAAAUUUUAUGGGCGCAAUUGCUGGUCGUUGACAAAUGUCAAGUGUAAUGUCAGCAUAAUUUCAAUACAUCGAAUGUAAUUUCUACAAAGGCUUCAAAGCCUUCGAAUCGAGCAGUCGCUAAUAAACCGGAAAGUGUAUUGAGUUCGAAUGUGAAAAUAUUUCAAAACAGCAUUAAAUGGAAAGUAAAGAAAAAAUAAAAUCCAAAAAUAGUGCCAAAUAGAGAACAAAAAUUAAAAAAUAAAAAAAAACAUAAUUUUGAAAGAAAAAUUGCAAUAAAAUGCCAAAUUGAAAACCUUGCCUCCAUAUCAUAGAUCCACUCAGUGCAAAAUCAAGUGAUAUCAACGAAAUCCUUCAACUGGAAUUGGGCGCAAAGUGAAGCCACAAAAAAAAAUCGAAAAAGUAAACGAAAACAAAACUUCAAAACAAACAUCAUGUGGAUUAGUUGCCAUGCUGUGUUAGUUUUGCUUCUUUUGCAUUCCGAUGUUCUCCUGGCGGAAGUCUAUGAAACACAUUUACGCGGUCCGGGCUUUGUCAUGGAACCACCAGGACGUGUUGAGUUCUCGAAUUCCUCGGGCGGUUGGCUGGAUUGCUCAGCCUCGGGCAGCCCUCAACCGUCCAUCGACUGGGUGCAUGCAGACGGCACCGCCGUAACGGAAAUUCAUGGUGUACGCCGGGUGCUGCGCAAUGGCACUCUGGUACUUUUGCCAUUUCCGGCUGCCGCCUAUCAUCAGGAUGUGCACAACACAAUAUAUCGUUGCGUUGCCAGCAACAGUGUUGGGCGCGUAGUUUCCCGUGAUGUGCAAGUCAGGGCUGUCGUUGCACAAGCUUACAAGGUUGAUGUUGAAGUUUUAUCUGCAUCUCGAGGUUGCACCGCCAUUUUGCGUUGUGUAGUACCGACAUUUGUAAAGGAAUUGGUUCGAGUGGUCUCAUGGGUUCAUGAACCUGCUAUCUACAUAUAUCCAUCAUUGCAAGGCGAUGGCAAAUUUCAUCUCCUACCCACCGGUGAAUUACUUAUUCAUAAUCUGCAGGAGAGUGACGAGUCCCAAUCGUUUCGUUGCCGGAGCAUGCAUCGACUGACACGUCAGGUUGUUGUCAGUUCGCCCACGAGACUGAGAAUAAACUCUCAUCGAGGCAUUAUAUCGCCAAGUGUUGUUGAGCAUACAGCACAUGUGCAAGUUUCCCAGGAUGAAGGUGCCGUGCUGUUGUGUGUGGCCCAGGGUUGUCCAUCGCCGGAAUACAGUUGGUACACCCACAAUGGACCUGGCCCCCUGCCUGUCUUGAGCGGUCCGCGGAUACGUUUGCUGGGACCCAUAUUGGCAAUUGAAGCGGUGACGGGUGAAGACUCAGGUGUCUACAAAUGUACGGCAAGCAACGUGGGCGGUGAAGCCAGUGCUGAGUUGCGGCUCUCGGUGGCAACACCCAUACAAGUCGAAAUUCAACCAAAUAUUCUCAGUGUUCAUAUGGGUGGUACGGCCGAGUUUCGCUGCUUGGUGACCAGUAACGGCAGUCCGGUGGGCAUGCAGAACAUACUUUGGUACAAAGAUGGCCGUCAAUUGCCAUCGUCUGGCCGAAUUGAGGAUACCCUGAUUGUGCCACGAGUUGGUCGUGAAAAUCGUGGCAUGUAUCAAUGCGUCGUUCGUCGUCCGGAGGGUGAUACAUUUCAGGCUACUGCUGAGCUGCAAUUAGGAGAUGCCCCACCCGUUUUACUGUACAGUUUUAUUGAGCAAACAUUACAGCCGGGUCCGGCAGUAAGUUUAAAAUGCUCGGCAGCCGGAAAUCCAACGCCGCAAAUUUCAUGGACACUGGACGGUUUUCCACUACCAUCAAACGGAAGAUUUAUGAUUGGCCAAUAUAUAACAGUUCACGGUGAUGUCAUCAGUCAUGUAAAUAUCACACAUGUCAUGGUCGAGGAUGGUGGAGAAUAUUCAUGCAUAGCUGAAAAUCGGGCUGGGCGUGUUCAGCAUUCAGCCCGUUUAAAUAUCUACGGUCUUCCAUAUAUUCGCAUUAUUCCAAAAGUCACGGCAGUUUCCGGAGAAACCCUGAACCUUAAAUGUCCUGUGGCUGGUUAUCCCAUCGAAGAGAUUCACUGGGAACGUGGUGGACGAGAACUGCCCGAUGAUAUACGACAACGUGUGCAACCGGAUGGAUCGUUGACCAUAACUCCGGUACAGAAGAAUACCGAUUCAGGCGUCUACACAUGUUGGGCACGCAACAAACAGGGUCACAGUGCUCGACGUAGCGGCGAAGUGACUGUUAUUGUACCGCCGAUUAUAGAACCCUUCGUUUUUCAAGAUGGUCUAGCCGAAGGUAUGCGCACACGUACCGUGUGCGGUGUAUCACGCGGGGACCCCCCUUUGAAAUUGACAUGGCUCAAGGACGGUGAGCCAUUGCCUGAUCUAUUGGGCGCCAAUGUCACUAUGUUAGAUCAGUAUUCGUCGUUGUUGAGCAUACCUUCGUUAUCGGCCUCGCAUUCCGGCGAAUAUACAUGUGUGGCAAAAAACCCAGCAGCUGAGAUCAAAUACAACGCCCUAUUACAGGUCAAAGUACCUCCCCGUUGGAUAGUUGAACCAAGUGAUGCAAAUGUGGAACGUAAUCGCCAUAUAAUGCUGCAUUGCCAGGCCCAGGGUGUUCCAACGCCCAGUAUCGUUUGGAAAAAGGCAACGGGUAGCAAAUCUGGCGAAUAUGAAGAGGUGCGUGAGCGGCCAUUUACAAAAUUACUUUCGAACGGUUCAUUGCUGCUGCAACAUGUCAAAGAGGAUCGAGAGGGGUUUUACCUGUGUCAGGCCAAUAACGGCAUCGGUACUGGAAUUGGCAAAGUGAUACAAUUAAAAGUUAAUUCUUCGCCCUAUUUCCAAUCGACAUCACGUUCGGUGACGGUGAAAAAGGGCGAUACGGCCAUACUGCAGUGUUCGGUAAGCGGUGACAAACCGAUUAAUAUCGUUUGGAUGCGUUCGGGCAAAAGUACACUGAAUCCAUCGACAAAUUACAAGAUUUCAGUUAAACAGGAAGCCACGCCAGAUGGUGUUUCAGCUGAGUUACAAAUACGUUUGGUCGAUGCUACCGAUAGUGGUCCGUACUUUUGCCGUGCCAGCAAUUUGUAUGGCAACGAUCAGCAAUUGGUGCAGUUAAUGGUGCAGGAACCACCACAACCACCAUCAGUGCUGGAGGCAGCAAUGAUUUCUAGUCGAUCGGUAAAUUUGAAAUGGCAGCCCAAGGUUCAAAAUUCAGGCGAUGUCACCAAAUACAUUGUGGAAUACAAGGAGAUGGAUGCAGCCACAUUCAUGGAUCAAUGGCAGCACACGGAGGUCAAGGAUCCACCUAGUUUUAAUGCCCUGAUUGAAAAUCUCAAACCGGCAACUCGUUAUGCCUUUCGUGUCAUAGCUGAGGGAACGGCUGGACGUAGUGCCCCAAGUCAGGAGUUAAUAAUACGUACCGAACCCCAAAGACCAGCGGGGCCACCACUUAAUUUGUCUGUACGUCCCUUGUCUUCGACGGAAUUGCUUGUUAGCUGGAUUGCUCCUCUGGCCGAGCUGAGGCAUGGCGACAUUCAGGGCUAUAAUGUGGGCUAUAAAUUGGCCAGUUCCGGUACUACGGCAUACAAUUUUACCUCUGUGUCUGGAGAUGGCGAUGGUGGUACGGGGGAGCUACUUUUGACUGGUUUGCAAAAAUUUGCCCGCUACAAUGUUGUGGUGCAGGCAUUCAAUCAAGUUGGUCCGGGGCCACUAUCCGAACCAGCUUCGGCACAAACUAUGGAAGAUGUACCCAGUCGUGCCCCCGAAGAUAUACGCUGUGCUGCCCUUACAUCCCAAUCCCUGCAAGUGUCCUGGCAACCACCAGCCAUUCACCACACCAAUGGCAUUCUACAGGGCUACAAAUUGAUUUUCGAACCCAUUCUAGAUGACUAUUCUCCUAACAAAGAUGAAGUCGAAUCCCGCAAGACAACAGCACUGACAACGGUGCUAACGGGAUUGCGCAAGUUUACCAACUACAGCAUUCAGGUGCUGGCCCAUACACGCAUGGGCGAUGGCGUCCUCUCAAAUUCCAUUUACUGUCACACCGAAGAAGAUGCCCCCGAGGCACCGGCCGACAUUAAAGUGGUUGUCAGUUCCCCUCAAUCUCUCUAUGUAUCCUGGCUUCCACCCACCGAACCGAAUGGUGUCAUUACCAAAUAUAACCUCUACACAAGGGUUGUUAACGGCCGCGAAGAGUUAAACAAUGAAAAACGUAGUCUUCCAUCCCAGCAGUCCUACUAUGAGGCGAAAAAUUUACAUCCCCACAUGGAAUAUCAAUUUUGGGUCACAGCAUCCACACGUGUCGGAGAGGGUAAAAGUUCCAAGGUUUCCUCACAGAUCACAACGAAUCGUGUGCCAGCACGUAUUGUCUCAUUUGGUGGACCAAUUGUGAGGCCAUGGCGUUCCACGGUGACACUGGCCUGCACAGCAGUGGGCAAACCAAAACGAGAGUGGUUUAAGACUGAUGUUCCCCUGAGGCAGGGGGGUUUACACAAUACCCAACUGCUGGAUUCGGGAGAUUUGAUUAUAUCCAAUUUACAAGUUUCGGAUAGUGGCAACUAUAGCUGUCAGGUUGACAAUGGCAUUGGCACCGAUCGCCUAACUCAUAUGCUUUUGGUACAAGUUCCCCCCUCUGCGCCUGUCCUAUAUGUGACAAGUGCAACGACCAGCAGUAUUCUCAUGCAUUGGAAGUGUGGAUUCACCGGCAAUGCUCCCAUUACCGGCUACACGCUCUAUUAUCGACGAACACCGGGAAAUAUUGAAGAGAAACAGUUAUCACGCCAUGCCUCCAGUCACGAAUUGAAGGGCUUAGUUUGUGGCAGUACAUAUCAGAUACAUUUAACCGCCACCAACAAGGUGGGAACAUCGCCGGCCAGUAUUACACUACACGUUCGAACUCAGGGUCAAUCUCCGGGAGUGCCUUCAACGACAACCCUGAUUGCUCCCAACUCGACGUCGGUUAGCAUACGUUUACACACAUGGCCAGAUAAUGGUUGUCCCAUAUUAUAUUUCGUAUUGCAAUAUCGUCCCGUGACUGAUGCACCCGAAAAGGAUUGGAUACUGGUGUCAAACGCCCUGAAACCACAGCGACGCUUUACCAUAUCUGGUCUCCAACCAUCGACACUCUAUCAGCUGCGCAUGGAGGCGCACAAUGUGGCCGGGGUGUCACAGGCCGAGUUCUCGUUCGUUACACUCACCAAGGACGGUGAUCCACCACCACCGGAGAUUGUGCAGCGCGGCCAGCGUGGCACCAAUGUAUUCUACGGAAAUGUCAACCUAUUGAUACCGAGCAUAGCUACCGUAUCUGGGAUGAUAUGUACCAUAGCACUGGUUUUCAUGUGCUACCGACACAAACAAACCGGACGCAUACAAAAGGAAUCGUUAGAAAAUCGCCAGAACUCUGAAGCUGCUCAGCGUGAACGUUACUAUGCCACAAUUCAUAAGGUUUCGAUGCAGAACAACGAUAAGAUACCAGAAACAUCCGAGGAUAUUUCACCCUAUGCCACAUUUCAGCUAUCCGAAAGUGGUAAUAUGUCCCAACCGCAUCAUGCUGGUCCAGCUAAUACCCUGCUGCAUUCGUUUAUGUACCACGAACGAGCUCUGACGGAGGGCUGUUCGUCGACACCACCUGCUGCGUCUUCCAAAAAUCGUCGACGACAUUCCCGCAAAACGGAGCCCGAAAGCGAGGAGUCCGAAUCGGAUCAGGACCAGCUGACGUCAAGUCGUACGGAGUCUUCCAAUCAACAUGAGGGGAAAAUGAAACACAGUAUCAUCUACCAUGGGGCACAAUCAAGCACAUCCUCUGAUCUAUCACCAAUGUCCGAACAAAAAUCAUUGCCACGUCGCGGUCGUUCAAGGUAUCAUCAUCAAUUAUAUCAGUUUUCCACCAACACAACACCGCGACAUCAUAACAAUAGCAAAAACUCUUCCAGCAACAAUCCAAACAAGAUCCUCUCGCCACGCAGUGGUGUCGGCAAUCUCAAGUCCAUAUCGAGCACAUUCAAAUCACAAGACUCCAUUCAGUGUCACAUACCCACAUUGGUUAAGUCACCAUCCAUUACACAGCAACAAAACAAACACAACCAACAACAACAGCAACACCAGCAGCAACAACAACAGUCCUCAAACAUAAACACAUCCAGUAGCUUCACCAGUAGUAAUUGUAGCAAGAUAUCACAACAACCCCUACUUGUCACACCCAAAAUUGCACCACACCACUCCCAGCAACUCCAAAUGAACACUGGCAACCUCCACCACACCAGCGACUUGCUCGACAGUAGUAGUUGUAACAACUCCCUUGCAUCUGUAGCCCCCUCCCUGGCAUGCAUGCAGCCAUCAUCACAAUUUCGUCCCAUUGCCCAUAAGGCCGACGAAGGUCUGUCGGGCGGCACUCUCUUGAAUCCCUCAACAGCUCCAUUGUCGUCGAAAUUCUUUACGGCACCGACCCUGCCCAAAUAG
Messenger RNA from Musca domestica (house fly), 6839 nucleotides. RefSeq names its product cell adhesion molecule Dscam2 (gene Dscam2). Gene Ontology annotation, molecular function: cell-cell adhesion mediator activity. Gene Ontology annotation, cellular component: plasma membrane; axon. The record is from RefSeq and is a predicted model, not a curated record. NCBI's taxonomy places the organism in Eukaryota, Metazoa, Arthropoda, Insecta, Diptera, Muscidae. The transcript is spliced from 21 exons. The coding region runs from base 801 to 6839 and encodes 2012 amino acids. Gene Ontology annotation, biological process: homophilic cell-cell adhesion; axon guidance; dendrite self-avoidance.